GAGGUCCUGAAGGGCGCCUCGGCGCUGAAGGCCGUGGGGGCGACCGCGGCAGCCGCCUGGGGCACCGUGGCGCAUCUCGGCGACCACGGCUUUGGAGGCUACGACAGUCACUUCCACGAGGAUCACGGGGAUCAUGCCCACCACGACCACGCAGAGCAUGAAGGUCACGACGACCACGGCGAUCACGAAGAUCACGGCGCUCACGAGGAAGGCCACGGCGAAGGCGAAGAUCACGAGGAUCAUGGCGCGCACGAAGAGAAUGGUGAACACGACGAGCAUGGUGAGGAGGAGUUCGAGGCCGAGGGCGGCGAUGGCGAUAUCGCGGCGGAGGAGGUGGAGAUCGCCACCGGCAUGACCAGGGGCGCAGAGCGCGCGGAGGCGCAGCCUGAGGAAAAGGGGGUGGCCAGCUUCAUCACGAGCCGCGUCGCGAAGGUUACCGCCGUGGCGUCGGUGGCCCUCUCGGCGGCCUCGCGCAUGAUCGAGGCCCGCACGCAGGAUC
Messenger RNA from Prorocentrum cordatum, 499 nucleotides. Lineage: Eukaryota; Dinophyceae; Prorocentrales; Prorocentraceae. The record is from the annotation of a GenBank genome assembly.